AUGAGGGGCAGAGACAGCUUUCUGCUCACACUCUGCUUUUUGCUCACGGCUGCUUUGUGCUUGGAGACAUCUGAUAUAAAGAUGGUGGUAGUUCUCAGAACAAUUGCGAGGCCGUGGAGCAAGGCAAAACUGUUCUGCCAGACACAUCACAUUGACCUGGCCUCUGAGGACAGGGUGAGAGCCAAUGCCGAAUGGGUGGCAAGUUACGAUACCGAGGAAGUCUGGAUUGAUGACCAUGAAGACACCUGGGAUUACCAAUUCUGGAGGAGAGUUACUCCUCGGUAAAAACUGGAUCUGAAAAGUAUCUCAGUGCUGAUAUCAUAUAAAAUAAGAAAGAGGUAAAACUCAUUUGCUUUGCGUGUUCAUGUUUUGUUCUAUCAGGCAAGAUGGAGAGGACAUUGAAUCCAACACAUCUCCGGCACAGAGAAAUCCAGAUGAGCAAGUCUGUGAAUUUUUUGACACAAAUUCAAAAACAGUGCGCAGCAGAGAGUGCUCUCAGCAGCAUCGCUUCGUCUGCCUUGGUGACAACCUGGUGCUGGUGAAGAAGAACAAGACUUGGGAGGAUGCGCUGCAGCAUUGCAAGGACUUGGAAACUGAAUGUGAUGAGCACAGCAACAGGUUGUGCAAGCUUGGUUUCACUCUCCUGACCUUGCAGCAGUCUGACCACGACUAUGUCAGAAAAAGGAUGAAACAUUCAGACAUUGAGGAGGUUUGAGUUAUUAGCUUGAAUUUCUCUCUUUAGUGUUCUGAAAUGACAAAAUUGCUCAAUAGUUUUCACUUGUGACCCUAUAAGUAAUGUAAUAUAUACUGCUGCGCAGCUCAGAUGAAACUUCCAGCCUCUUGUGACAAUCAGGGAGAUGAUGUGAGACAGGAAGUUACAUAUUUGAAUAAGGCGUAAACUUAAAAUGCCUCAUUCAGUUUGAUUAAAAACUCUAUUAUUAAUGAUUUGUUUACAGAUAAAUGAGAAAAUUAUGCUUGUGUUUUACAUUUUUACUUCGAUAUUUUAAAUAUAGGCCUAUCAUCUGAAUACUCAUCAGUCAAAUUACCACAAGGAUAUUGUGAGUGUCUCUAAGAUUCAAAGUGUAGCAGCAGUUGUAAUGUUAUUAAAGCCAAAGCACAAAAAUGAUAAAACAACGACAUAUUACUCUGUGUGCCUCAGGUUUGGACAGGCCUGCGCUUCCUCGAAGGACACUGGUUUUGGGCAGAUGGACAGGAGCUGAGCGAUGAGGGUGCGCUGCCACAGUGCCCAUCCCAGUGGAAACACUGUGGGAUUUUCUCCAGAAAUGACACAGAUAACUGGAUCACCAGGGACUGCUCGGAAAAAAGAAACUUCAUCUGCAUUAAAAGUAUAAACAGGGAGCGGAACAGACGAAAUCAGGAUGAUGACGACGACAAUGAUGAUGAUGACAAUGAUGACAACGAUGAUGAUGACGACAACAAUGAUGAUGACAACAAUGAUGACGACAACAAUGAUGACGACAACGAUGAUGAUGAUGACGACAACAAUGAUGACGACAACAAUGAUGACGACAACAAUGAUGACGACAACAAUGAUGACGAUAACAAUGAUGACGAUAACAAUGAUGACGAUAACAAUGAUGACGACAACGAUGAUGAUGACGAUAAUGAUAAUGAUGAUGAUGAUGAUGAUGAUGAUGAUUAAUGACGACAAUGAUGAUGAUGAUGAUGAUGAUGAUGAUGAUGAUGAUGAUGAUGAUGAUGAUGAUGAUGAUGAUGAUGAUGAUGAUUAAUAUUCUUGACACUCUCCAGGUAAAUAGCCUGAGCUCUCUGCUUGGAGAUAGUUUAUACGUUUGGUCAUUACAAUAAUAUUGGGAAAUAGAGGCCAGUUAUUUGCAUAUUUUAGAUAAAAAAGCAUCAUUGAACACUACCAGGUAGACUGAAACUCACAAUAUAUUUACCUUGAUCAAUAGAGGUGUUUUGUGGAACUAAUUGUCUUCUGUGGUGUUUGACGAAUUAAUGUACUCUUGUUAUCUGUGCUGCGUGUCGUACAGUUGAUUGAAUUAGGCAUAAUUUAAAAAUGAUUUCUCUAUAUUAUUUAUCCUUCUUUAAAUGAAACUCAUAACUCCAAUCAGCUAGAUCCACUAAGAGCUUUGAGGCAACACUUGGUCCCUGAAUUCUGAAUGUAGAACAUCUAUGGUUCUAUGUUUUGUUGAACAUUUACAGAUAUUUUAGAAAUCUGUUCAGAAUUUAGUCAGAAAUGCAAUGCAGACAUUGAUUACUAAUAUUGACCCCAACCAGGUAACCAGGUUUUAGACUUUGUAUUGAGUUUUGAUGUCUUAAAAGUUCACCUCUAGGGAAAAAAAUGACACACCUAUAUCAAACAACCUCAAGCAUGUUUUAUUAAAAAUAACAUUUAAAAACUGCUAUCACUUAACCUGAGUUAUAAGCUCUUUAAAUGGUUUAAUACAGUAAUUCAAUUUUUGACUUGAAAUUGUGAGCACACAAAACCUCUCCUGUAAAUGCUGAAUGAUAAAAUGCAUAAAUUGAGUGUUUUAGUGGUUGUAAACAAACAAUGACAUCAGACAAUGACAACAGUCUAAAAAACGAUGUGCUGGUCACUGUGAUAGAUCAGACCAACAUGCCAUGUUCCUUUGCUCUGGGAUAGAAUGAGUUACACCUAUAUCUGUGUUUGUUUUGUGAUUUGAGUUAUGAUCAUCAGAUGUUAAAGGUGCAGUCUGUAGUAUUCAGUGACAUAAUAUGUGAAAGUAAACCAGUGUUUGCUGACCUGAGUCAGCCCAUCAUCAAUUCAGCCAUGCCCCUAAUAAUGCAAAAGCCCAAACCUUUAUUUCUUAGUACUGACAAGUUAUUUAAAAAAAAAAAAACCUGAAUUGUGUUUGUAGAUGAAAAAAUAACCUAUUCAGGCCAAGACCAUUUUUUUCUAGCUGUUUUGAACAGUUAUACAUUCAGGUUGUGCUUUUGCAGCCAGCCUCUAGUGACCACUGAAGGAGCUGUAGUUUUUGGCCCUUUUACAUCAGCCUCAUACCGAAUACCAAAUACCAAAAAUAAAAAAAAAAUAAAAAAAGAAAUACCGAGAGUUUUUUGGCUUCAAAUCCGUAUACAGGAGGGAAGCGGAACCAAGUUGUCCAUAGUUUAUACAGUCUACGGGAAAGACGCCCUCUGGCAUUCUGCUCACAACGUAUUUCCAAAGUAAUUCACUUAGAAUUAAAAACAGAUACACCGAGCAAUUGCUGCAAUAUCUUAUAUCGCUUAGAUAACAUCCAUUAUGACUCGUUUUUCUCCCCUCAAAAACAGUGCAAUUGAUCAAAAUGCUUUAAGUUCCCACCGAAGAUUUCGUCGGACGCAUUUCAGGGACGAGCCAAGGCUACUUCCGGUCGUCAUUCAACGGGAGCACGGCCGUCUGUCUUUUUUAAACGGUAAGUGAUACACAGAGAGGAUCUAAUCUACGCCUGCUGUCAUGCUGAUGAAAUAGUGAUUUAUUAAAAUGUCUGUCAUGGUGAAAUUGUCGGGGCUGAAAUAUGUUAAAGACCCUUUUUGACUGAUAUGGAGGGGCGCGUGAACACCUGACAGGUCGAUGCUAGUUCAGCUAGCCGUGAUUACCGAUUAUUAAGGUUAUGAGACACAUUAUAAAGUGACUUUGGCACAUGAUUUUGUGAACGACUUACACAAGGAAUCUCCCAGGACCCAACAGUGAUGAAAUAUGUCUGUUAGCUUGUUUGUAUUAAUGUAUUAAAGGUGAAUUCAAGCGACUGCAGUGCGUUUAUUUCAUGGUUUGUAUUGAAGUACUGGGACAAAUAAGCAAACUUUAAUCUGACCUUUUAAUAUUUUAAGGUGUAGCUGCUCUUCUCUGUUUUGUUCGUGUUAUGAAUUCAUUACUGAAAGCCAGGGGACUGUCAUUCCUGAGAUCCUCGAGGUUAGAGGAUGAGAAAAGUGUAUAUGUACGGUCCAUUUACCAUCUACCUCCUGUUUCUGUUUGUCUGCAGGGAGCCGAGACCAGACAUCAUGACGCUGUUUCACUUUGGGAACUGCUUUGCCCUGGCCUAUUUCCCUUACUUUAUAACAUACAAGUGCAGCGGCCUGUAAGUGUCUGUCUUGAUCAGUGAUCUGUUUCAUUGCCUGUUGAUGUUGUCUAAGUUUACACUGUUUCCCAACCAUCAGCCCAUCUUAAGUCAGUGGAGCCUAGUUUAAAGGGGUAUUCCGGCAUAACAUUAAUUUAGGGUCAAACACACCGUCACACCGAGAGAGACACCGACCGUUUGCUUCUCCAGCUAUACCAGCUUUAGUAAUGACCGCACAAUAGUAAUACACAGUGGUCUGAGGAGCCACACAAAACGCCACUCUAUAGCCACAAAUAAUGCUCAGAACAGCUCCUAACUUCAUCAACAGUACAUAUAGGGUCCAAACCAUAGCACUAGCCGUCAAAAUUAUUUUUAGUUUUGACUAACUUCUUUAGCAAAGAGACUAAAUACAACUCACCAACUCUCUUCCAGCAGCUGCUUGUUUGUAGCGAGACCUUGGUCAAGUCCAAUAUGGACUACAGUGGGGUGACGCAGCUCAAGGAAGAACAUUAAUGGUAAUUUCUUUAUGGAAAUGCAAUCAGACCGAGACGCUAAAGCAGAAGAACUACCACGUCUGCAGUGCAAAAUGAUUAAUAUGAUGAUUAUUACUUCAAGGAAAUGAUAAAGUAAUGAUCAUAAAUGUUCUUCCUUGAGCUGCGUCACCCCACUGCAGUCUAUAAUGGACUGGCCUGAGGUCUCGCUACAAACAAGCGGCUGCUGGAAGAGAGUGGGUGAGUUGUGUUUAGUCUCUUUGCUAAAGAAAUUAGUCAAAGCUAAAAAAGAUGUUUGGUAGCUAGUACUAUGGCUGGGACCCUAUAUGUACUGUAGAUGAAGUUAGGUGUUGUUCUGAGCAUUAUUUGUGGCUAUAGAGCGGCUUUUUGGUUGAGGUUUGUUUAUGGCUCCUCAGACCGCUGUGUAUUGCUAUUGUGCGGUCGUUACUAAAGUUGGUAUAACUAGGGAAGCAAGCAGUUGGCAAUAUCCAUUUCUCGAGGGGGUGUCUAACUCGGUGUUACAAUGUGUUUGACCCUAAAUCAAUUUUACGCUGGAAUAUCCCUUUGAGUCAGCGGAGCCUAGUUUAAGUUUAAGACACUGUUAAUCCACUCUUAUAUCAAAGUUUUCAUCAUUACUUAUUCAGACGUGGUUUCUCUUGUAUUCCUCUGCUGCUUUAGUAACAUAUGUUGAGAGAUUAAGAAGUCUGUUGAUAAUCUGAUUAGUAAUGGCAGAGGUUUGGGAGGGGGUCUGCAUAAUCUUCUUAGAACUGUGAAGUGUGCUCUUGAAUUUGUACCUAACAAGAUAAUGUUUAUUUCAAUUACUGUUAACCACAAAUGACUUUAAAAGACCAUAUGCUGUUUUGUUUUUGAUAACUUGACAUAUGUUGAGUCCUGUGCCUUCUUCUUUUGCUUAAAUCCUGGCAUUAAAAUGUUUCUGUUUUUACUUUUAGCUCUGAGUAUAAUGCUUUUUGGAGAUGUGUCCAGGCUGGAGCAACAUACCUGUUUGUCCAACUCUGCAAGGUGAGAGAGCAGUCUGCUGAUGGUAAAAUUUGACCAAGUUUUCAUCUCUGGACACCUGCAGGCAAAGUUAACAGGUUUUUUGUUUUCUGUGUUUCAGAUGUUGUUCCUCGCCACAUUUUUCCCCACAUGGGAGGGAGGAGCAGGUGUUUAUGAUUUUGUAGGGGUGAGUGUUUUGUCUUCAUCUGAGGAAGGAUUUAUGUUUCUCCUCACUGUGUUAAAUUUGUCAAAUGUCUAAAAUAACACCGGGAAUAUAUUUUCUUGUUUGCCAGGAAUUCAUGAAGGCAACAGUGGACUUGGCAGACCUGCUGGGCCUCCAUCUGGUGAUGUCUCGUAACGCUGGCAAAGGAGAGUACAAGAUCAUGGUGGCUGCUAUGGGCUGGGCCACAGCAGAACUUGUGAUGUCCAGGUAGACCAUGAUACUGCUGUCAAAUUCUCGUAUUUGCACUCAUACUUGACCAAUAAAGCUGAUCCUGAUUCUGAUGCUGUCUCGUGCUAAGUACAAUGCUGCUUUUGUUUUCUGUCCCGUUGUGACCCUCCAGGUGUCUCCCUUUGUGGGUGGGAGCAAGAGGGAUCGAGUUUGACUGGAAAUACAUCCAGAUGAGCUUUGACUCUAACAUUAGUUUGGUGAGUAUCUAACCUCCUCUGCUGUCUCGCUCAUGUUCUAUGUCUUCAGUCAACUUCUGAAAUUAUUACAAUAAGAUGUUAGUUUACAUCUGUUAUUCAGAUUUAACAAUGUGUCUUUCUUUAGAUUAUUGCCUUUGUCAAUAUAAUCUGAGUCUUGAAAAGUAGUAUCUGAAUCUGUCAAACCACAAAGUUAAAAUUAGGGAUUUGAUCUUCUCUCUAGGUCCAUUAUAUUGCCAUGGCAGCAGUGGUGUGGAUGUUUACCCGGUACGACCUUCCGAAAAGCUUCCGACUUCCUGUCACCGUGCUGCUGGCUCUCUGUGUCUACAAGGCCUUCUUGAUGGAGUGAGAGUGACAUCCUUUUACACACACUUAACAUCUAAACUUUCGAGAACUUUAUUUCACCCUGGACUUAUUUUCAGGAGUGGAAAUUAACAAAGAGGUGGAACAUGUUGAUUAUUUAAGGGUUUAGAGCAGUGGUUCUCAACUGGUCCUUAAGUCAAGACCCACUUUUAUAAAAUUCAAACCAAACACAUUUAUUUUUUAUAAAAAUAACCUUCGAAGACUCAAAUCUUUAACAUAAAUACACCCAUUUUAUCGAGUAAAGUGCAUUUCAGAGCACAUGAACUGAGGGCGACAACUACUGAAGUUGCGUGUACAGAAAAUAUCAAAUAAAUUGCACAAAAUGGAGACCAGCAAAAUGAAACCUUUUUACUUGUAUGCAUCUCUGCGUGGAUAAAAGUGAAUAAAUAUCAAAUUUCACAAAAUAAAGACAAAAAUUUUUUUAUUUUUACUGCAUUCAGGCCACAUUCAUAAGAAACCGAGGAGGACCACAUAAUGCGUGCCUUUCAAAAUAAGCUCAAUUUAGACCAUGAAAUAUCUUGAGGCACACAGAAAUCUUCAUUUUAUUACAUGUAGAAAAUGUGUACAUUUCGAAAUUUAAGACUAGCUGAAUAUUAGUUGUGUCUGUGUAGGUUUUUCAAAUGAAAGUAGUAUGUUAAAAAACAGAAAGAAGAAGAAGGAAAAAAUCCUAUCUGUUGUUGACUUUUUUGCUUUGAAAGGGUCAUUUUCUGUACUUAAACUCAGGUGAUUUCAGCUGUUUAAAGUUAAGUCAGAUAAUAACAGCCCAGCUCCAGGUAGAUGGACAGACAUUAGAGUCUUUAAACAAAGGAGUGUUUUUUUGUGUGUGUUUUAGAUGAAUGUUGAUUAAGGCGGAGGAAAACUUUAUUUUGGAGGUUGGAGCAGUUCAUCCAGGGUGAACCUCUAUGUGGUGGUUGCACUUAAUUUCAGGAACCACUGGGUGGAGUUAGUUUGUUACACAAGUGCAAUUGUUCAAUGUGGGUUACUUAAUAAUCAAGCAUUCGCAGAGAUGGCCUUUAUAGAGUGAAUUAGACAUUUUAGGUAUAUUGGAGUUUGAGGUGAAAAGGCAGAUUAAAUAUUUUUAUCACUUCUUAAGGUUUUCUGCCAAUCUGACACAUGGUGUGUUUUUUGUGAUUUGUCUGCAGGUUGUUUGUCCACGUCUUCCUGCUGGGCAGCUGGACUGUGCUGCUGGUGAAAGCCGUGCUGACCGGCGCCAUCUCUCUCUGCUCACUGUUUCUCUUUGUCACCCUGGUCCACAGUAAUUAAGAAAGACUCAGCGCACUGAGACAAUCCUGCAGCAGUAUCUCUUUGGUCCAGACUGAAACUGAGUUUGUCAGAAAAUCAUGAACGUACUCCUGAGUUUCCUCUGGUCUUUUUUUUACCUCACAACACUGAAGACUGAUGAAGAGUACGUGCUGAUGUUUGGUAGUUGGACUGGUCUGACACACGAAACAGGCCAGUGUACCGGUUACCAGCUGUCAGGCUGACAAGUUUGUCUGGUUUGUUUUGUUUGUGCUCAGACGAGUCAUGACAGCAGGAAGCGUCCGGAUGAUCAAUCAUGUUUAACUCUGAUGAUUUUUAUACCAGCAGGACCGCCGAUGAAUUAAUACUUUAGAAAUCUCUUGAUUCUUUUCUAUUACGUCUCCCUUCAGCCAGUGGGAAUUAUAAAGUUUAAAAGUAGUGAAUUGAAAUGUAAUAAAUGACAGUUAUAGUUCAUGAUGUUGCAACAAAUUUAUCAAUUUAUUUAUAUCUCAGCAAAUUUAACAAGUAGUUUACCCAUAACUGUUGCCAGACUUUUCUUAUUUCUAAUGAAAUCAUAAUAAAAAUGUAAAGUCUAUCUAAAUAAGCUGAAAACGGCCCACAUUAUGAGAACGUGAGCAAUGUCGCCAUGAUGUGUUAAACUAAGAACGUUUCUGAUGUUUGAUUCAUAAACAUGUUUUUUGUCUUAUCUCAGACUCAGAGCUUCUUUUUUUAUGGUGAAGCGAUAAGACUGUGUGUUAAAGACCUAAUUGUUGAGAUGUAAUUUAAUACUUUUAAGUCGAGACAGAUAUUAUAUACAAACACUUUGUAACAAAUACAAGUGUGGGCAGACAAAUGUCCUUGUAAAUUCCCCUGUAAUUUACAAAAAACAAUAGGAUUGUCAGUACAACAAAAAAGGUAUAUUUUGAUUUUCAAAAACUUUUGCUUUAACUUGUGAUAGGAUCCAAACUUUUGCCCCUCAUACACUAAACUCAAAAGAGAAUUCUUUCUGCCGCUGAGUUUCUUGUUUCCAUGUUAUGAUGGGGUUCUUGAAGUUCUCACUUCUUUCCCACAUGUCUACUGUUACCUGUUACUUACAAAGGUAUAAAAAAGACUACAGCCAACAGACCUGAAUAGAUGAACAGCUAAAUAGAGAAUAGGACUAAAGAAAAACUGUGAAUGGACAGGAGAAACUUUGGUUUCAAAAUAAAAGGUGUACAACAAAGGGAAUAUGUGUGGGUCUGGCAUCUUUGGCCUGGCCUCUUCCAGUAAAUGUUCUCGAGAAUGAAAAGCUUUAUUAAUCACAUAAAAAUAUUGAAUAUCAUGCAAAACAUCAAAGUCCCUGUUACCAUAUGAAAGUACCACUCAUCACCAGAUUCGGUAGUUUGGUUGUCCUUUCAUCUGAGUGCAUUAAGUAUCUAAAUGCAGGUUGAACUGAUGCCAGAUCUGCCUAAGAAACCUACUUGAUUGUUGUACCCAAAUAUAUUUCCAAAAUGCAUAUCUGUUAUUCAAAACAUGUAACUGCC
Molecule: messenger RNA, 9294 nt
Organism: Xyrichtys novacula (pearly razorfish)
Lineage: Eukaryota; Metazoa; Chordata; Actinopteri; Labriformes; Labridae
Source: the annotation of a GenBank genome assembly